AUGUCGCAGACUACACUGCGCAAGGUACUGGGCUGGGCUGUCAGACUGUCCGCAUACAAUUACACCUGUGUGCACAUUCGCGGCACCGACAAUGUCUGGGCCGAUCUGCUAGGCCGCUGGGCACCACCUCCAACCAUCCGCCGUCUCGUCCGUAUUCCCGCGUUACCAAGUGCAUCGGCUGACGAUUUCGAAUGGCCUUCUAGCCGCGACAUCGCCAAGGCACAAAACGAAACGGCCCUUCCCCGUCCCAAAAAUCUCCAAAAGUCCAACGGUCUUUGGCUCACUUCUACCGGUGCGAUUUGGAUACCCGAUGACUCCACAGACCUGCAGCUUCGCUUGUGUGUCAUCGCCCACACCAAUGCUGCCGGUCAUCGUGGCUCACGCACAACAGAACACGUCAUGUGUAAAGCCUAUCACUGGUCUACUCAGUCCGCCGACAUAGGCGAAUUCGUCAAAGCGUGCAUCCACUGCCUUUCGACAACCGGAGGGGGGAAGAUGCCGCGACGUUUUGGUCCGGCUUUUCACGGCACACAUCGGAACGACUUACUUCAGUUCGACUACAUCGACCUAGGGACCGGAUCAGACGGUGCAAACUACGUUCUCAUGAUGCGUGACGAUUUUUCAGACUACAAGUGGUUCUUCCCUUUCGCCGAUACGUCUGCAGCGAACGCCGCCACUGCCAUCAUUGAUUGGUGCGCAGCCUUAGGCGUCCCGAAAUCGCUAAUGUCCGACGGCCCGACGCACCUCAGGAAUGAGACGAUUCGCCUUGUUGCCAAAGGCCUCAAGGUCCCGCACCACUUCACUCUUCCAUAUUGUCCUUGGUCCAACGGCGCGGUUGAGAGACUCGGCAAAGAGCUUGUUCGGACCUGUCGCGCCACUUUGUCUGAGCUACAGAUGCGACCGGAAGAAUGGCCAGACAUUUUGCCAAUCAUCCAAAGCACUCUCAACAACACCCCGUCACGUCACCGCGGAAAUGUCGCUCCCAUCACAGCAUUCCUUGGGGCCGACCCGACACCUCCCAUCCACACCUUCUUGCGCUCCUCCACAGUUACCUCGAUGACUGUCAGCGAAGUCCAAGCCGAUCAUAUACUGAAUGUUGACAAGCUCAAAAGUCUAAUUGCGGAUCUUCAUCUUAUCGUCUCCGAAAGCCUGAAGAAAAAUCGACAAAAGGCCCGUGAGGCCGCGUCCCGCGGCGAACUUCCGAAGUUUGAAGUAGGCGAUUUCGUCCUCGUCGCCUGAGAAGAGUUCUCCUCCAAUGAGAAGCUGUGUUUGCGGUGGCGCGGACCACGUCGAAUCGUGAAAGCAUUGUCCGAUUACAUCUAUCUUGUAGAAGACCUGAGGAAUGGGACGACGAACGAGAUCCACAUCGUCCGUCUCAAGUUCUAUCACGACUCCAGUGUCAACCAAGAAGCUAUCAUGUCACACGUUCUGUCGUCGGAAACAGGAAUGGUAGUUUCCCGAUUGAUGCGAGUCAUAGACGAAGACGGCGACCUCAAAGUCCAAGUACGUUGGAAAGGUCUUCCAGAUUCCGAGGACACUUUCGAACGACUCCAGCGCAUCUACGACGACGUACCAAAAAUGCUCCUCAAGCUACUCAGCCGAAAGUCCACUCCUUCGGCGCUGGUGUCUCGCGCACGUCGUACAAUUCGCCUCUGAUAGGGGGGAGUGUAACCGCGCCCAUGCCCGUGGGACUUGGAUAUUGUUUCAGAAGCCAAAUUGUCUUCCAUGCAGGCUCAGCCAAUUUGGCAUAAUGUAGUCGGGCCGCCGCCCGCUUUACUUGGUUUAUUGGUUCAGCAGCCGAAUAUCCUUCCACGCAUGUUCUCGUAAUUUGGCACAGCAUCCUCCUUUUGGAAGGUUCCGCACAGUACAGUAAUCAGUCCUCCUUUCUUCUGCUAACAAGCAUUUAAGUAGAUCCGCCAAUAAACCUCGAAGAUGGUCUCCAUCAUCGAAGGACCACCUUUUCCAUCAAA
This is a messenger RNA of Chondrus crispus (carragheen), 1970 nucleotides long. RefSeq lists its product as hypothetical. The record is from RefSeq and is a predicted model, not a curated record. Gene Ontology annotation, molecular function: nucleic acid binding. The transcript is spliced from 2 exons. Bases 1 to 1239 code for a protein of 412 amino acids. Gene Ontology annotation, biological process: DNA integration. NCBI's taxonomy places the organism in Eukaryota, Rhodophyta, Florideophyceae, Gigartinales, Gigartinaceae.